This is a messenger RNA of Prunus armeniaca (apricot), 204 nucleotides long. Lineage: Eukaryota; Viridiplantae; Streptophyta; Magnoliopsida; Rosales; Rosaceae. The record is from the annotation of a GenBank genome assembly.
AUGCUCACCCUGAUUAUUGGGCUUGAUCAGAAAUCAUCAACGGCGAUAUCAACAUGUAACUUGUAUGGCACAGGGGGAGCAGCUGCAACUAUCUUCUACAAUUUAAGGCAAAGGCAUCCGUCAAUAGAGUUGCCCCUCAUCGAUUAUGAUCUUGCACUUCUAUUUCAACCAAUGCUGGUGGUGGGGAUUAGCAAUGGAGUUUAA